AUGUGGGACUCCUUCACUUCUGGUGUGGCCAUAGAGAUCAUGAGCAAAUCGGACAACUAUGAUGGUGAGAAUGAAUUCGCAGAGAUGAAAUAUCUGAACAUAACAGUCGUUACUUCAAACGAACCAUAUGGUGUGCGUGAUGGCUCCAAUCCUUUCUUUGAUGGGCGUGCCGUUCCGGAGUUCAAUCUGCAGAAAGGUGGAGUGCACAGUGGUCAUGUUCAAACUGGCCUUCAAGAUCCAUUUUGCAUUGUGAAGGGAAGCGACAGAGGGAUAUGCCAGGACGGGUACACCAAGGAAGAAACCGGUCCAUUAGCAGUUCAAGUACUUGUUGCACAGGAAGCAAAACCUAACCAAGAUGUUCAUAGUCCAUUAAACAGGCAGUUCUUCAAAAGCUUUCUGGAUAGAGGAAACGUCUUCACGGUUCCUUCGAACGAGUUCGCUGAGUUCAACAUGUUCCUUGACCCUUUAGCUGCGAAGAAGGUUAUGGAGUCGAAUCUUAGGAUCACGCUUAUUCCUCUCAGUGCUCAGCAGAAAGCGAGCUCCUUUAAGAGGACCUUACAAAACCUAAAGCUUGCAGAGAAGACUCCUGAGUCCAUUUUUGCGCAUAGCUUGCUGUCAUUGCUCGACAAACUGCAGCAGAAGCAACCAAAACUAUACCAUCACAUGGAAAUAUUUCUGGGGGAAGUCCUUGGUGCAGUUUUCUUGGUUGAACAUUCUAAACUAAACGCAACGAUGCAAACGGAGAAGAUUACUAUUUUAACUGGGAACAUGAGCCUGGAUGGGCAGAUUACAGUAGACAAAAGAUAUGGAAAGUUAGUGAACAUAGUGGAUGAAUUUGACAGCGAGGCAUAUUACAAGCUGCUUGCAGAUUUGUUAGGUGAUAAGCAGCAGUCUGCAGUGAUUGGGAGCUUUGAUGAACAGCAGAAGAUAUGGAGAACGCCACCUAAAUGAAGCGGUGGAACAUACGGCAUGAUACCCCACAGGAAGUUACUUUUGUAUGCAAAUAAU
Musa acuminata subsp. malaccensis (wild Malaysian banana) is the source of this 1008-nucleotide messenger RNA. NCBI's taxonomy places the organism in Eukaryota, Viridiplantae, Streptophyta, Magnoliopsida, Zingiberales, Musaceae. The record is from RefSeq and is a predicted model, not a curated record.